Messenger RNA from Lachancea thermotolerans CBS 6340, 861 nucleotides. RefSeq names its product class I SAM-dependent methyltransferase. The transcript has a single exon. The coding region runs from base 1 to 861 and encodes 286 amino acids. Gene Ontology annotation, molecular function: S-adenosylmethionine-dependent methyltransferase activity. The record is from RefSeq and is a predicted model, not a curated record. NCBI's taxonomy places the organism in Eukaryota, Fungi, Ascomycota, Saccharomycetes, Saccharomycetales, Saccharomycetaceae.
AUGAGUCUCUACCUGAACGGAGUCAUCGAUUCCGACAAGUACCAAAAAUACAGAAUCACGUAUCCAAAAAGCCUCUACGAAGCCAUCAUGGCGCACCACGCCGGCGGGCGGCUUCUCGCGGUGGACGUAGGCUGCGGCACGGGCAUCGGCACCUUCCCACUGCUCGAGUAUUUCGACACGGUGGUUGGCUGCGACCCCUCGGCGAAGAUGCUCGCGACGGCCGCGCAGGUGCGCGAGAAGCUGCCCGGCGUCUCGCGGCGCCGUGUCAGCUUCCAGCAGGCGGCCGGCGAAGACAUCUCGCGCCUCUUUGAGGAGCGCUCGGUCGACAUGAUCACCGGCGGCGAGUCCAUACAGUAUGUAAAGCACGACGAGUUUUUCCGGGCAGCAGCACGGCUGCUUAGGCCCGGAGCGACACUAGCGUUCUGGUUUUAUGCGGACCCCGUCUUCGUAGACUACCCCGAGGCCAACGCCAUCUUCAAGCACUGCGCGUACGAGGACCAGCGCUCCUUCGCGCCGUUGUGGCCCCCGGAGAUGGAGCUGGUCAGGAGGCUGGGCGAGUCCAUCCAGGUCCCAAGCCACGAGUUCGAGAUGGUCCAUAGCGAGGUAAACGUCCCUCUCAAGACAAAGGGCACGCGCAGCUUCCGCGUCACCAGAGAGGGCUGCACCCUGAAGGACCUGCGCGAUCUCAUCAGCACCUGGAGCGUCUACGACGCAUGGAAGAAGAACAACAAAGACUGCGCGGAAGACGUCAUAGACGCGUUGAUCGAGAAGCUGAAGCGCGGGUGCGGCUGGGACGAUAACAUCAAGUUGAGGCUAGAAUGGGAGACGUCUUUCUACGUAGCGCGCAGAAGACAAACCUGA